Lottia gigantea (owl limpet) is the source of this 801-nucleotide messenger RNA. RefSeq lists its product as hypothetical. Gene Ontology annotation, molecular function: signaling receptor activity; peptide hormone binding. The transcript is spliced from 3 exons. NCBI's taxonomy places the organism in Eukaryota, Metazoa, Mollusca, Gastropoda, Lottiidae. Bases 1 to 801 code for a protein of 266 amino acids. The record is from RefSeq and is a predicted model, not a curated record.
AUGAGUUAUUUUCAAACCAUCCACGUGCUUUUGAUGCUUACUUUACUCGAAGUGACGUUGGUGACCGGAAAACACCCUGUCACGAUUGCUGCAAUAUUACCGGCGGAUGAUAGUCGGUUGUUUUCAAUUCGACGAGUCGCACCUGCUAUAAGUAUUGCCGUAGACAGAGUCGCAAGAUCUGGCGUUCUGCGGAAUCACAGAUUAGAAGUUGAUUAUGCGAAUUCCCAAUGUUCCAUAUCGUUCGCUAUGAACCAGGCUAUCCGAUUCCACGUUCAGAAGAACCCUAGCCUGUUCCUUGGACCCUGCUGCGAUUACGCCGUGGCUCCGAUCGGUCGACAGGCUCCGUUCUGGAAUCUUCCCAUGAUAACACCAGGAGCUAUGGCCAGGGAUUUCGCCGUGAUGAAAUGGACCAUGUUCUCGACACUGACUCGGAUGGGAGCGGAUUUUAAUUCCUUAAUUAGUUUCUUGGUGUCCAUUCUGAGCCAUUUUAAUUGGAGUAAGGUCAAGCUGCUGUAUGACCCCAAGGGACAAGGAAAUGUAGUGGACAGAUUCUGCCAUAUUGCUACUGAUGGCUUCCAUUAUGGAUUGAGGACACAAACAGUGAUCAAAAACCUGUCUCAAGAAUAUUUCAAAUUUGAUGUGAUCAGUGAUAUUUUGGAUAAUUUCGCCUCGGAAGUAGGAACAGACAUUUCAGGUCAAUGUCGUUUGGUAUUUGUUAAGACAUUCGUUACUGAAGAGAAAGUCGUGAAAAGAACAGGUUGGAAAGAUAGAGAUAGACGAGACUUCCUGAUCUUAGAAUGA